AUGCAAAUAAUAGACGAUAAUUGUUGCAAAGAUGAACGAUGUCGCAUGACGUUACUUCCAAGUUCAUCCUUAUCAACUUCAACCAACUUCUAUGUACCAGUGACAACCGUAAAUAUGCAACCGAAUCACAUUAUUCAUAACUCAUAUGUUCAAUAUUACGAUGAGAAAGAUAAUGGUAAUGAUGAUGAUAAUGGUGAUUAUGAUGAUGGUGAUAAUGAUGAUGAUGAUGAUGAUGAUGGUGAUGGUGAUGGUGAUGGUGAUGAUGGCAAUGAUAGUAAUGAUAAUAUUGGUGAUAAUAUCAGAAACAAAAAAAUGAAGCAUAAUGCUAAUGGAGUUUUUUUCGGUUCAACCUAUCAUUAUUUACAAAUUGAUCGAAAUUCGAUCAAUAUUUUAUUGAAAGUUGCUGCUGCUUUUGUAUUGUUAUGUAUUGCGGGUUGUUUGGUACUUCAACAUCUAAGGAUCAAUCGAUUAGAUUAUCGAAUUCGACGAAUUGAAAUUAAUUCAGCUUAUUCUAUACAGGUAUAA
Messenger RNA from Loa loa (African eye worm), 525 nucleotides. RefSeq lists its product as hypothetical. Bases 1 to 525 code for a protein of 174 amino acids. The transcript has a single exon. NCBI's taxonomy places the organism in Eukaryota, Metazoa, Nematoda, Chromadorea, Rhabditida, Onchocercidae. The record is from RefSeq and is a predicted model, not a curated record.